Messenger RNA from Leptopilina heterotoma, 1960 nucleotides. Its product is annotated as cyclin-dependent kinase-like 4. Gene Ontology annotation, cellular component: nucleus. Gene Ontology annotation, molecular function: cyclin-dependent protein serine/threonine kinase activity; ATP binding. NCBI's taxonomy places the organism in Eukaryota, Metazoa, Arthropoda, Insecta, Hymenoptera, Figitidae. Bases 421 to 1782 code for a protein of 453 amino acids. The transcript has 6 exons. The record is from RefSeq and is a predicted model, not a curated record. Gene Ontology annotation, biological process: protein phosphorylation.
UCAGCCAUCAGUCACGAUUUGUCUUCAAAUUCUUUUCCCCUUUUUAAUAAUUCCAUUUUUUUCUAUUUCAUUCAAAAACAAAACAUUCCCUCUCUUUCUUCUUUGUCGAAUUUUCAACUACAUCAUUUUCUUUACUAUUCUUAAUGUCUUCAGAAUUAAUUUACGAUUUUAAUUUCUUCAGUUAAUUUAGACAAAUAAUUACAAUACAGAGAAUUUUCAUUUCUCUAAUUUUUAAAAAACGUUAUUUUUUUGGUUUGUUUAAAAAAAAGUCUUUGAGAAAAGAAAAUUUGAAAUUAAAAAAAAAAUUAACCUGAAGAAUAGGAAGAGUACGAGAAUUGAAAUGACGAUGGGACACGUGAAGAUAAACAGAAAAACGGAAGUAGUGGUUUAAAGAGAACGAGAGAAAGAGAGAGAGAGAAAAUGGAUAAGUACGAGAAUUUAGAAGUUGUUGGAGAAGGAAGUUACGGUGUUGUGAUGAAGUGUCGACAUAAGGAGACGGGACAAAUUGUUGCUAUUAAAAAAUUUCUCGAGACCGAGGAGGACAUUCAUGUGCGAAAAUUGGCCUUCCGUGAAAUAAGAAUGUUGAGGAGGCUACGACACGAGAAUUUGGUGAACCUACUGGAAGUUUUUAGACGACGUAAACGAUUUUAUUUGGUCUUUGAAUAUUUGGAUCACACCGUUCUCGAUGAACUCGAAACAGUUGGCGGUGGAUUAGGACCAGAUGUUUCGAAACGACACAUCUUUCAAGUUAUUCGUGGACUUCAUUUUUGUCACUCGAAUAACAUUAUUCAUCGUGACAUAAAACCAGAAAAUGUUUUGGUCUCACCAAAUGGUGUUGUGAAACUUUGCGACUUUGGCUUUGCCCGCUUCAUCAGUCAGAGUAAUAACGAAUCGUGUACGGAUUACGUCGCGACAAGAUGGUACCGAGCACCGGAAUUAUUAAUUGGCGAUAAUCGCUAUGGGAAGCCAGUUGAUGUCUGGGCAGUUGGAUGUCUUUAUGCGGAAAUGGUUACCGGUGAUCCAAUGUUCCCGGGGGAAAGUGAAAUCGAUCAAUUGCACAGGAUCACUAGAAUUUUAGGUGCACUUUGUGGGAAGCAUCAGAAUAUAAUCGGUAAAAAUGCCACCACUCGUCUAUUGAGACGAGCGAGUGUUGAUGAAUCGCAAUUUGGAAAUUAUGCCUCGAGAUCAUUGAGAAAUGUUUUUCCAAAUUGGAAUUCAAUGGCUGUUGAUUUUAUCACUCAAUGUCUACGCAUGGAUCCUGAGGCACGACCAAAUUGCACGAAUUUACUGCAACAUUCACUAUUUCAGCAAGAUUCAUUUGCCGAGAAAUUUCUCGUCGAAUUGCAAACGAAUGUCGCUAAGGAGGCGACAAUGAAUCAUCUUUUGAUGAAGAGAGAAGAGGCACGAAGAUUGAGUGUCCUCUCUGUUGACGAGGCACCGCGUGUCUGUCGAAGUGGAACUGGAAGAUGGCAAAUGAAUUUAAUUAAGGAACCAAAACUACCACUAGGCAAUAAAUUAAAUGCGGAAACAAAAGAAAAUACACCGUCGCAUGAAAAUAAUUUUCAAAAGGAACACUGUUACAUUGGUCCAGUGUCCGUUGUUCCUAAUACAACUACAACAACGACAACAACAAAAACAACAACCUACAUUAAACGACUGAAUCAAAAGGAUCUUAUUAUUCCUGAGACGAAACAUUUCUCCCUACCGGCAUUAUCAAUUAAAACACACGCCAAACCACCGGGGAAGAGAAAAAAACUCGAGCUUUCAAAUUAUAUUAUUUGAAAUAAUUAUUCAAAAAAAAAAAAAAAAAAUUUUUUGCCCGAAAGAAAAGGAUAUAUUUUGUAUUUUAUAAAUAUAUUUGUAAAAAAUUAAAGUGAAGGUUAUUAAACUACAAAAUCAAUAUAUUGUAAUAUUAAGAAUUUUUCCAUACUUGUACAAAUUUCUGGAAAUUUUUUUUUCU